Raphanus sativus (radish) is the source of this 551-nucleotide messenger RNA. Its product is annotated as protein NIM1-INTERACTING 2. The coding region runs from base 116 to 433 and encodes 105 amino acids. Gene Ontology annotation, biological process: regulation of systemic acquired resistance. The transcript has a single exon. The record is from RefSeq and is a predicted model, not a curated record. NCBI's taxonomy places the organism in Eukaryota, Viridiplantae, Streptophyta, Magnoliopsida, Brassicales, Brassicaceae.
AUAAUUUAGCAAAAUCGAUAUCAGCAACAGGGUGUUAAAGAACAAAGACAUCAACAACAGCAUUUUAUUUCCCGGUCUGAACAGUACGACGCCGUUGAAGUUUCUUGUGCCUAACAUGAGCUCGGUGAAGAAAGAGGAACGCCGCGAAGAAGAUGUACGUACCGUGACGGAAGAAGAGGUGGAUGAGUUUUUCAAGAUACUACGGAGACUACACGUGGCAACACGGAUGGCUGCGAGAGUUAACGGCGGUGGUGUCGUUGAACGAGAGUUACCUUCUAAGAAGAGGAAACGGAGGCAGAGCCUUGAGUCGAAGAGCUCAUUGGAUACUAACGACGUUCAAGAUGGAGAGUCAGAUGGAAGAACUCGGGUCGGGUUACGGAAUUCGGGUUUGGAUCUUAACUGUAUACCGGAACCCGAAGCAGUUAAAAUGUAAUUCUUCUUCGUAAUUUUCUUACUUAAAAAAAAAAAGUUCUUGUAAACUCUUCAAAAAUUUUCUGUAACUCUUCAAAAAAUUUCUUUUAAAUGAAAACGUAGCUAAAAACCUUAAGAUC